Molecule: messenger RNA, 1106 nt
Organism: Tarenaya hassleriana
Lineage: Eukaryota; Viridiplantae; Streptophyta; Magnoliopsida; Brassicales; Cleomaceae
Product: LIM domain-containing protein PLIM2b
Exons: 7
Coding region: 230-856 (208 amino acids)
Biological process (GO): actin filament bundle assembly
Cellular component (GO): plasma membrane; actin cytoskeleton
Molecular function (GO): actin filament binding
Source: RefSeq, a predicted model, not a curated record
UGCAGAUAUGCAAAUGCAAGGCACUAACAUCCGGACAUGGGUUGCACCACCUCAUGAAAUAGCAAGAAAAAAACAUGGAAGAGAAAAAAAGGAAAAAAAACUCUCCGUUAUAAUCUCACAACAGCUCAGGAUUUUGUAUAAAACAAGAAAAAGACAUAGCUGGUUCCUCCUUUGUCUGAGGAUCUUGUAGCCGUUUCUAAAGAAGGAACAAUAGAAGGAAAAAAACAAAAUGUCAUUCACAGGAACCCUCGACAAAUGCAAUGCUUGCGACAAGACUGUGUAUGUGGUGGACAUGUUGACCCUUGAAGGAAUGCCUUACCACAAGUCUUGCUUCAAGUGCAGCCAUUGCAAAGGAACCCUUGUGAUGAGCAACUAUUCCUCCAUGGACGGAGUCCUCUACUGCAAGACUCACUUUGAGCAACUUUUCAAGGAAUCAGGGAACUUCAGCAAAAAUUUUCAAACAGGAAAAUCCGAGAAGCCGGAGCUGAAUAGGACACCAAGCAAGCUAUCAUCGCUCUUCAGUGGAACCCUGGACAAGUGUGCCGCUUGCGAGAAGACCGUGUACCCUCUCGAGAAGGUGACGAUGGAAGGAGAAUGCUACCACAAGACAUGUUUCAGGUGUGCUCACGGUGGAUGUCCACUGACUCACUCGUCCUAUGCCGCCCUGGACGGAGUCCUCUACUGCAGGCACCACUUCAACCAGCUCUUCCUCGAGAAAGGUAACUACAGCCAUGUCCUCCAGUCCGCCCACCAUCACCGCCGCACCUCUUCCGGCAGCACCCCUCCCCCAGAGCCCACCGACUCCGCCCCUGUCCCCAGGAUCGAUGAGGAUGAUGACCAAGGCUCUGAGCCUUGAUCUGGAUUUUCUAUGUUGAUUUCACUUCAUAUGGAUUAUAUAUAUAUAUAUAUGUUGGGGUUAAUUUGAUUCCGUUAUGCAGGACCAAUGUGUUAUUUUUUCUUUCCUUUUUAUAACAAGUCUUUUUGUUGGAUCCAUUUGUUUAACUGAAAGGAAGAAAAUUUGGGUGUAUUAUGAUGUGGUUGGUGGUGGUGUGUUCUUGUUCUCUUCUCGUUUUGUAAUAUGAAGCUUAGAGCGCCUCAUUUCUUUC